This is a messenger RNA of Mixia osmundae IAM 14324, 1486 nucleotides long. RefSeq lists its product as uncharacterized. The record is from RefSeq and is a predicted model, not a curated record. The transcript is spliced from 3 exons. Lineage: Eukaryota; Fungi; Basidiomycota; Mixiomycetes; Mixiales; Mixiaceae. The coding region runs from base 406 to 1458 and encodes 350 amino acids. Gene Ontology annotation, biological process: proteolysis. Gene Ontology annotation, molecular function: aspartic-type endopeptidase activity.
AUAGACUGAUCAGCGCAGCCGCUUAUAUCGCGAAUCUAGACUGAAUCGGUCGGCUGCGAACUUUCUCGUCGCCUGCACGUUGCGUCGUCAUGUGCUUCUUCCUGACGGUCGCGCGUCUGUUCCCUAGCCAACCAGCCUGCGUUUCGAUGUCUACUCUGUCAAUCCUCCGCUGUCUCGCAAACUUCCUCGACACCUUUCACAACACAACAUGCGUGGCUUGUCAUUCAUUUUGGCCGCUCUGCCCCUCGUGAGCGCAGAGGUCGUGCUCGAUCUCGUCAGACGAUACCAUGGUCCGUCACUCCACAAGCGGCAAGUGCCAUCGCCGUCGCACUUUUGCACGACAGCUCACUCCUGAGCAGAAGCCAUGACCAUCGCUCUGGCCAUCAUCGCUCGCAUCGGGCCAACAUGAAGCACCAUGGUGCAGGUUACCAUGCUGAAGUGAUUCCGGGGCAGCAACAAGGAGCGAUCCUGCGCCAUGGAUCGCUUCACUCGCAUGCCUUUGCAUACUAUGCCGUCGACUUCAAGACAGGCACCGGCCCUGGUGGCCAACCGCAGACAUGGUCCCUCAUCGUCGACAGCGGCAGUCCGUUUACAUUCGUGGGAGCCAACCCCGCAAGACCCUACAGAACAGGCCAAGCCAAGACGGCUCUCGGCCCCUUUCAGGAGUCUUUCAGAUCGGCCCAUCCUGGCGUUGCUGGCCAGCUCACACAGGACUUUACCCAACUCGAGCCGACGCUCAACGCGGAGACUUAUUUCGGCGUCGCUGACCCCGCGCAAUCCAAGGCGUUCAAUACGGGCAGUCCGGAUGCUGAUGGUGUGCUCGGUCUUGCCGUUCCCGUCUACUCGACCUACUUCACACCAGACGCUCGAUUCUCAUCCUACGUUGAGCAGAUCAAGACAAAGAGUCUCAUCUCCGCCAAUGUCGUUGGCCUGUCGCUCAAGCGACCCACGACGGGAGAUGUUGACGUCGGUCAGAUCUCCUUUGGUACACCUACCGAGCCGGGGAUCGUCUGGACACCCCGCAAGGAUGUACUCGGUCAGCCCGUCUGGGCUGCCGACAUGACUAUCCCUGGACUUGGCUUGACGAACUUUGCGGUCCUCGUCGAUUCCGGCACAUCGCUCUUCUUGCUAUCUACUUCUGCGCAUGCUGCUUUCGUGAAAACGGUCAAGGGUGCCGUCAUUGAUCCCGCGACGGGCAUGGUCAAGAUGCCCAAGGCGAUCAUUCCUCCUGCAUUGGCCUUCACUGUCGGAGGACAAGUAUUCACUCUGUCGGGUGAGGAUCAGCUAUUGAGCGAGGCAGACGCUACCUUCAACGGCUUCGACACAGCCUUCAGCUGGAGUAUCUUUGCCUCCACGGGCGCUGAAGGACCGGGCAGUGUGAUCUUUGGCAUGAAAGGCAUGGAGGUGCUCAAGACGGUCUACUUUGACUCUGACAAUGAUCGUCUUGGCUUUGUCUGAUCGUAUGCAUCCCCCCCAGUGGCGCUCC